Morone saxatilis (striped sea-bass) is the source of this 1316-nucleotide messenger RNA. RefSeq names its product CD164 sialomucin-like 2 (gene cd164l2). Gene Ontology annotation, cellular component: cytoplasmic vesicle. The record is from RefSeq and is a predicted model, not a curated record. NCBI's taxonomy places the organism in Eukaryota, Metazoa, Chordata, Actinopteri, Moronidae. Bases 193 to 702 code for a protein of 169 amino acids. The transcript is spliced from 6 exons.
UGUCUCUUGUCUUUCUCUCUUUCCCUCUGUGUCCUAGCCAGGAGCCGUACCUCUGUUUGCAACUAUUGGAUACCCUUUUGAGGACUUACCGACGAUAUUUUUAUUGAAAACAUUUUGUUGAUACUAAUUCUUCUCCAGGCAACAAAGUUUCCAGCAGUCAGUUGCACUUGUUGGUGCUCUGUGGCUGUCAGGAUGCAGCAGCUGGCAUUGAAGGUCUUCUGCUCCACACUGCUGCUUCUUGCAGUGGUGCCCUCUGUGUACUCGCAGUCAGAUUGUUCUCAAGCCGAGUCAUGUGACCUGUGCGUUGGAGAGUCCAUGCUGAACCUGACAGGCUGUGUCUGGAGGCUUUGUCCAGAUGGUAAUGACACAGGCAUGUGUGUGACUGAUGAGGGCGACUCAGCAGACAACGGCAUGAACUGUAGCUGGACUAGAGUGUCUGAAUUAUAUUUCUCUGCUGCCUCAUUAACUAUUAUCUCUUCUGCAUGUUUUAUUGUAGUUGUGGAGACUGUAGCUGAUGGAGGUAAAGGUGACUCAGGUGACGGAAGCAACACCCCAGAGUUCUCCCAGGCCAGGUUUGACAUGUCCAGUUUCAUUGGAGGCAUCAUACUAGUGCUGUGUGUGCAGGCGGGUGGCCUCAUUGCUAUGCGCUUCCUCAAAACCAAAGAGCAGAGCAGCUAUGACCCCAUAGAGCAGCCACAGUGAAGACAAGAUGUGUGAAGGACAAACAGAUGAGGGUGGAGGACAGCAGAGCAAUGACUCAUCGAUUUGUGACGACAAGAGAUUUUUUUUUUUUUUUUUCUGAGCCCUUGUCAUUUUUGGUUUGGUCCCCAUGUGUACCCCUGGGGGUUGGGUGUGUUUAUAAGAGGACAUUUUUCUCAUAAUACUGCAUUGUGUAACGAGUGUAUGUGCAUGUGUUCACUGUGUUUGUAUAGUAUUUAUAUUUCAGACAUUUUGCCUGUUGGUAAUCUGACAAAUAAGGAACAAAAAGCCUCAGAUGUUCUCAGCACCUUUAGCGAUUUAUCUUUGGUAUCAAACCCACCAUAAAUUUUUACAAGUACUUAAAUAACAUGCAAUUAGCUGUAUCAAUGUUUCAACUGUGUAAAUAGUACAGUGCAACUGUGGGAAAGGAUGAUAUAAUGCCAUGUAGACAGUAGGUCAGACAAGGCCGUAACAGGCAUUUUAAAGUUUUUUUCAAGAACACUAAAAUAGACCAAAAUGAGGCCCUAGACAUCAACUUUGUAAGAUUUUUUUUUCAUCUAAGAAUACUUUUGUGUUUCAUGUGAAGUUGAGUUACUUUCUAGUGUUUUAUUGAGACC